CCAAAAACUCCACCCAAACACAAAACUAGAAAGAUACCCAAAGAAAGCCUCAUUAACACUGCCAUUACUAGGUACACAAGAACCGCACCAUCAUCCUCCUUUCCCCUUUCAUCUUCUCUUCCUGAACGAACCAAACUAGGGUUUUCCAGUUUUUUGCCAUUCUGGUGAUCAAUUUCUCUUUUGGAACUGAUCGAUAUCCGUUUACAGCCCCCUUUCUUUUGUUAAAUUCGAAAGAAAGUUAGCUCAAUUCCUCAAAAAUGGGAAGAGGCAAGGUUCAGCUGAAGCGGAUCGAGAACAAGAUCAGCAGACAAGUAACAUUCUCGAAGCGAAGGACAGGAUUGCUCAAGAAAGCUCAUGAGAUCUCAGUUCUGUGUGAUGCUGAGGUAGCUUUGAUUGUCUUCUCCACCAAAGGCAAGCUCUUUGAGUACGCUACCGAUUCCAGCAUGGAGGGGAUCCUGGAGCGAUAUGAACAAUACUCGUAUGCAGAAAGGCAGAGCAUGGGCGUUCCUGCUUCUGAAUCACAGGGAAACUGGUCCAUGGAAUUUCCCAAGCUUACGGCAAGGAUUGAAAUCUUACAAAGGAAAAUAAGGAAUUACACGGGAGAGGAUUUAGACCCCUUAAGCUUGAGGGAGCUUCAAAGUUUGGAGCAACAGAUUGAUACAGCUCUUAAGCGCGUGCGAGCAAGAAAGAACCAAGUAAUGCAUGAAUCCAUUUCAGAGAUGCAGAAAAAGCACAGGACACUGCAAGAGCAAAACAACUCGCUAGCAAAGAAGCUGAAGGAGAAUGAAAAGCUUCUGCAGGAAGAACCUAAUAAUAAUCAGCAGCCAAACCCCUCAACCCUCGUCUUAAUGCCGCCACUGCAAGCUACAUCACCACCAGCCCUACUCUCUUCUCUAACUAUUGGUGGGGCUUUCCAGGGAAGAGGAGACGCAAUGGAUGAAGAUGCUGAGGAUCAUCAGGGAAGCGCUCAAACUCGGCCUGCCAGUAACACACUCAUGCCACCAUGGAUGGUUCGCCAUUUGAAUAAAUGAUGCAUGCAGAUUACAUCAGAAAUAUAUAUAUAUCCUAUUGUUUAAUUUGGGAUGUUCAUCAACUGCAAGAUUCAUCAAGGCAUCACUAGAUUUAAUUUACCUCUCUAGUCUCUACUCUGUACCAUGUAAAGGAAUAAGAACAAGAAUGUUUCUUGCAAAAUGAAAUUGCAAUAAUCUAACCAUGUUUUGUUCAAAUUUUGA
Molecule: messenger RNA, 1232 nt
Organism: Rosa chinensis
Lineage: Eukaryota; Viridiplantae; Streptophyta; Magnoliopsida; Rosales; Rosaceae
Product: agamous-like MADS-box protein FUL-L
Exons: 8
Coding region: 258-1031 (257 amino acids)
Biological process (GO): positive regulation of transcription by RNA polymerase II
Cellular component (GO): nucleus
Molecular function (GO): RNA polymerase II cis-regulatory region sequence-specific DNA binding; DNA-binding transcription factor activity, RNA polymerase II-specific; protein dimerization activity
Source: RefSeq, a predicted model, not a curated record